AUGGCGACGUCCAAUGCAGUGGUAGUGGUCAGUGCGGGCGAUGUCGCCCUUCCGUCCCUGACGCCACAGUGCGUAGCAGAUGAAAUGCAAGUCGUGUCGGUGCUGCGGCAAGAACUACGCAACUCCCACGAGGACCACGACGGAACGGCGCAUGUGAAGCCGCCUGCCGAGCCGGCCUACCGCACGGUGGACGCGAAGGCGCUGCGCACCCUUAAAUUCCCAAGCUACCCUUUUAUUAUCUGUGAGGAGGCACCCUCAUCGUAUCAGGCUCCUAUCCCCUACAACCUGGAGGGCGUCGUUGAAGUCAUGCGGGAGCAGGUGCAGGAGCUGGAGUAUCACCUGCGGGACAAAGAAAAGACCCAAAGCGAGAUUAAGAAGCCUGCCUCCUCCUUCCCGUCAACUCGUGGAAAGAGGAGUAAGGAAGAAGGAAAACCGCCAAGUGAGGACCCGAUGCAGAUGUUUAUUGAUGUUGUUGGAAAUGAUGCAUGCUUCGCCGAUGUGUCGAGGGAAGUGUCAGUGGUGCGAUGGUACACACGCUGGGUUGCCUCCCACUCGCUCUGUGCACUGAAGGAGGCAGCGGAGCAGCUCGAGUACGUCCUGAGAGAAGGCGGCAUGCCGACCGAAGCUGAGAUGGAGGAGGCCAUGCGCCGCACAACAUUUGUGGAGGCGGUGAGCAGGCUGGAGAAGGACCGAAAUGCCGUUAUUGAGGCGGAACGGCGACGGAUGCGGUCCAGCACUUACACGUUUCGCGAACAGUUGCCAGCGUCUGCCAUCACCGCCGCGACGAGCUCCUUCCUAACACCGGAGGAGAAGUACAGCUACCAGGAAUACUACAACCAGUCCCAGCACACCCUUAUGCUGCUCAACCACGCCAUGCACGUGCACUACGCAUCGCGGGGCCGUGAACCAUCCCUUGUGUACUCGCGUGAGGGAUCUCUCACCAGCGGCAGCUCCAAACCAAGCUCCCUCUCCCUUGCCGUACGAGAGGCGGAUAUGGAAGAUGUUCGCCUUCUCUCAGAUACCGUCGUGCGGGCGCUGCGGAAGGAGCGUGACAGCAUCACGAAACUCCUCCAGAAGAUUCACGAGCGUCAAGAGAGCGGUGCCACGGUGGGAGUAACACGCGAGCAGUACGCGAAGAGUCGUAUGGCCGCGAUGGCGGUGUAUAAAUGUCUCUUGGAAGAUAUCGACAUGCUCCACACGCAGAUCGCGGUGGCGGCUGAAUUCCUCAUGGACUACGAUGGCUGGAUCGAGUUCCGCUGUGGCGCCAGUCACGAAGUGAUGGUGCAACAACUAGCCGACCGCACACAAGGGGCGACGGCGUCCUCGAAACCGCUCGCGUUGGAGUCACGAUCGGCGUUGAACAUCUCGCCUCCACGUGAUCGAUCUCUCUCCAGCUCGAACGUCAAUUCCUAUGGUCAGCUGCCACGUCAUGUGGAGGAGUUGUGCGAGGCGCUCAUGACACUCCUGCGACUUUCGACCUCGGGGAAGGGCGUCGACGGCACUAGCACCGUCCGCGAGACGAUCUACCGCCGCUGGAUGUGCCUCGCACUGCGCUACACGUGCCUGCAGGUCGUCGAAGGGCGAUGGCCUGCGGACGUUGUUCUUGCCGGUAUGGACGACAUCGCGAGUAGCCUGACUGUCCUUCUUUCAGAAUACAACUCCAACGUCGGUGCAGCGCAGUCUCAUGUGGCGGAGCUCAUCGGCGUCCUGCGGUGUUUUCUCAGCCUCGUCGCCGACGGGGCAGUGAGGCGCCGGGCGCAGCACGGAAAGCCGGCCGUGAACAACGGCGUCGUCUCAACACGCAAUCUCGAUAUACCGGUUGCCUUCCGCCUGGACAAGGAGAUCAAGACUAUGGAGAGUGCGGCUAAGAUAAGCGGCGAGGAUGAGGACGUGUGGGGCGCCAUCUUCGAUGCGCUGUGGUUUCAGGCUGACCCGACGUCCUGCUCCCAUGGAGGCUUCCUCAUGUCGCGAGACUUUGCCAUCGACACCAACAAAGGAUUCGGUUUCCUUCGACUGGAUGAGAUCAAACUCCCGGAGCGCAUACUCAAAACGCCGCCAGGGCAACGGCGAUCCCCUCUACUGUACCUCCAUUUACAGUAUGUCAUCCAACCUGCAGAUAUGUCACCAGCGCGUUCCUUGCCGCAGUUGAUGGAAGAUAAUAAAUCGUCUCUGAAGUCCACGUCCGUUGUGACGCGAUAUGGAUACACCAGGCGUGUGUUGUACAUUCUCUCAGUGCUAGAACAAAGGCAGCUUCUGCAAGAUUACGCGUGCCGUAUUGGAGAAGUGGACUUGGUCCCGCUCGAAAGCAUUGUGUACUUCUCGCGCCAGCGCGACGACGGCCGCAUGCCUGGUGACAAACCCAUUCAUUCUUACGAGUCUCUACCUCGAGGUGCUGGUAGCUCCUCGGCUAUCCCAGCCAAGUAUGUGACUGUCGUGGGACUUUUGCCACCGGCGGCAGUGCAGCUCAUGCGCUACAACUCCAUUCAUCCAGGCUCAACAUACCCUGUCUCCCACAAAGAAGGCUCAUCGCUCACCUCCCUUACUCUGCUUAUUGGGAAUAUGCUGCUCAGCAUCGCCUCGCGCGUGCCGCCUGUGCUGAGUGAGAUGUACCUGAUGGGCGAGACCACCCGCGAUCAAGGGAAGUGGGAGGUGAAGGACCACAAUGGGGAACCGUCUAGGAAAGGCUCUGCGGUUGCUGCAACGAAGAGCAGCAGGAGCAAGGGUGCAGAAAGCAAGGCGCUCGUUCAGCCCAUAUUGCGUACGCUUGACGACUACAUAUCCAGCGCGGCGUUUGAAAAGAUGAUAAAACUCGCCGACACCGAGAUGGGACAGCCGAACAACGGUAGCACUUCCACUCGCCGAAGUGCCUAG
Messenger RNA from Trypanosoma grayi, 2871 nucleotides. RefSeq lists its product as hypothetical. The transcript has a single exon. The coding region runs from base 1 to 2871 and encodes 956 amino acids. The record is from RefSeq and is a predicted model, not a curated record. NCBI's taxonomy places the organism in Eukaryota, Euglenozoa, Kinetoplastea, Trypanosomatida, Trypanosomatidae.